Messenger RNA from Pecten maximus, 864 nucleotides. RefSeq lists its product as uncharacterized. The transcript has a single exon. Bases 1 to 864 code for a protein of 287 amino acids. The record is from RefSeq and is a predicted model, not a curated record. NCBI's taxonomy places the organism in Eukaryota, Metazoa, Mollusca, Bivalvia, Pectinida, Pectinidae.
AUGGAUGUAGCACUUAUCCAACACCAGUAUGAUCUGAUCAAUUUGGCACUUCACCAGAUCCAAGAUAACAGAAGAAGAAGAAGAAGAAGAAGACGUGAAGUCUGGGUGAGACCAUGGAUUGGCAGUCGACGGCAGUUUGGCCUCUACGACCAGCUUCUGGUGGAGCUCCGAAACGAGGACCAAAGAUCCUUCAAGAACUUCAUGCGGAUGCCCCCCGAGAUGUUCAAUGAGCUCCUAGCCAGAGCGGGUCCCAGGAUCACCAAGCAACACACCUGGUACAGGGAGCCCAUGGAGCCUGGCCUGAAACUCGCACUGACUUUGCGUCACCUUGCCUCUGGGAGCAAGUAUUCAACCAUGAAGUACGGAUGGAGGGUCCCCCACAACACACAGCCACUCGUCGUCAGAGAGGUCUGCCAAGCCAUCAUCGAUGAGUACAUGACCGAGGUGAUGAGCUGUCCAACCACUCCUGAGGGAUGGCAUGCCAUAUCUGACAAGUUCCUCCAGAAGUGGAACUUCCCCCAUACAUGUGGUGCACUAGAUGGGAAGCACAUUUCCUGCAAGUUUCCUCCAAAGAGUGGUUCCCAAUACUUCAACUACAAGGGAUUCGACUCUGAUGUACUCAUGGCCCUUGUAGACGCGGAGUACAAGUUCAUCUGGGCAGACCUCGGAGGUACAGGAUCUGCAUCAGACGCACAGAUCUACAAUGACUCUGAAAUCAAGGAAUGUGCUGAAGACGGUACCACCGGAUUCCCUGCCCCCGAUCCUCUACCCAAUGACUACCAGAAUGUCCCCUACUUCUUCAUCGGCGACGAUGCCUUCGCCCUCCGAGACAGCAUCACCCCUCCACUGUCAAGGUCAUCGUGA